CUUCUUCUUCUAUUUAGUACAACAAGCUUGGAGCUUUUGCAUAGCGGUACGCGGCAUACAUGUCCAGGGCGGAUUCCUUAUUCAAGGAAUUUUUACGAGUUUCACGUCUUUUCUACUUCAUUCAUGGCAUUUGGUCAGUCAGAAUUCGGCCGAUUCCCGCUUUUUACCAUUUGAGUUCACAGCGGGCGGAGAAUGCCACUCUUCUCGUUUCCUCUCUCCCUCGCCGUCACCGUCUCUGUUUUCUGUGUUUGCAAUCAAAGACUGGCUGGUUGUAUCCACAGACACGCAAAGCAUCCGAUCUAUAUUUUUUUUUUCCAAAGCAAACUGUUUACUUCCGAUUUCAAGAUAUCCCCCACACGCACUGCUAGCUCAUUUUAUCGCAUCCCUUUCCACGUUUUGUCUCUCCUCGGCUUAUCCUCUCCUCUCCCCUCCCCUCCCCUUACCCACCCACACCCACCAACCCGCACGAAACGGAGGAAAGGAAAGUUCGAAUCGAAUCGCUGUAUGCACACAAUCGCAUCAAUCGUUUGUCUGUCUGUCUGUCGCUACCCCAUCAGAGCUUUUUUCCUAUCGGGCAAUGAGGGGAUGGGAUGUUGUAUGUAACGGACGUCUCUCUCCCUGUGUGUGUGUGUGUGUGUGUGUGUGUGUGUUUAUGU
Molecule: messenger RNA, 656 nt
Organism: Lindgomyces ingoldianus
Lineage: Eukaryota; Fungi; Ascomycota; Dothideomycetes; Pleosporales; Lindgomycetaceae
Exons: 1
Coding region: 193-603 (136 amino acids)
Source: RefSeq, a predicted model, not a curated record